This is a messenger RNA of Brassica napus (rape), 662 nucleotides long. RefSeq lists its product as uncharacterized. The coding region runs from base 102 to 437 and encodes 111 amino acids. The record is from RefSeq and is a predicted model, not a curated record. NCBI's taxonomy places the organism in Eukaryota, Viridiplantae, Streptophyta, Magnoliopsida, Brassicales, Brassicaceae. The transcript has 2 exons.
GGAAAGAGAGCUCGCCACGUGUUUGUUUUGACACACGCCAGUGGGUACGAUGUCAAUGUUACAUUUCAACAUCGGGAAGCAUAACGAACAAGACAACGACAAUGGCGGAGAAGAGCCAAAUCCCUGAUAAUAAUAACAGCGCCACGCCUUCGUCGGGGAAGAAACCUGCGGCGGAGGUCGGAUCCGGUUCGAGCUAUCCGGGUCAGAAGAUGCCGUAUCCAAACCGACCCGAGUCGGUGAAUCCGGAUCAGGCGACGCUGAGGGAGCAGUGGAAGUUCGCAAUAAGGCAGUACAGCAAGUGGUACUCACACGCUUGGGGCACUGCUAUUCUCGCCGGCGGCGUCUUCUUCGGACUCGGUUGGAUCAUCAAAGGCUCUAAUCCUCUUCCUUCACUCCAAUCAAGUUCUAAGCAUACUAAACGCGAUGAAGACAAAUGAUUCCGCGUCUGCGUUUGGGGCAUAAGAUGAGAGAUGGUGCAUCAACAAUGUCACAUCUGUAUGUACAUUUCAAGGAUCAUCCGACGUAAGAAGCAGAGAAAGAGCGCACAAAGCAAGCGGUUACGGUUGUAAAGUAGAAACUUUUUUUAAAAAAAAACCUUGAAUAUAAACUUUGUUUGUAUACAAAUUUGCAAGAAAUUAGUGAAAAUGUUAAUGCUUAAUAAA